Messenger RNA from Zeugodacus cucurbitae (melon fly), 2574 nucleotides. Its product is annotated as 5-hydroxytryptamine receptor 1D. NCBI's taxonomy places the organism in Eukaryota, Metazoa, Arthropoda, Insecta, Diptera, Tephritidae. The transcript is spliced from 6 exons. Gene Ontology annotation, cellular component: membrane. Gene Ontology annotation, molecular function: G protein-coupled receptor activity. The record is from RefSeq and is a predicted model, not a curated record. Gene Ontology annotation, biological process: adenylate cyclase-activating adrenergic receptor signaling pathway. Bases 595 to 2139 code for a protein of 514 amino acids.
UCAACAACAGUGCUUUGGAGACAUUCAACGGAAACGGUUGUUUACGACCGAGAAGAAAGUGAAAGCGAAAUAUACUUCGUCAUUCAACACACAUACGAAUAUAGUUACAUACACAUGCACGAGAUUUUGACUCGUUGGGCAUGCAAAAUAAAAGUUGCGUACGCGAGUGUUUGAAAGCAUGAAUUAGUGCUUUGUUGAAAAUAUUAAUUGAUACUUAAUUAAAGCAACAAGACCAUUUAAUUACGGUGUCUGCGAUUGCAAUCGGUGUUAAAGUUGUUUUGCGUUUGGCGUAAGUGUUAAAUAGUUGACGGAAGAACAAGUUUAUAGCAAAAUUGUGCGCUUCUAAGAAACCAUUAAAUUAUUUAUUCAGAUCAAGACCAAGAAGCGAAUGCAUGAAAACUACAUUUUUUUUAAUUUGCUGUGUGUUUUAUCAAAUAUUUAUGACUGGCUGAGUGAUAUACUUCAGUGUGUUCAAUUAAUUGUGACGAUUUUUUAACAGUUUACUUAUAGUAGAUUUAAAAGCACAGUGGCUCAAAAACGUAAUGGAACAAUAAAGUUAAACUUGUGCAAAAUUGAUUACACACACUAGAGACCAUGGAUAUACAACGAGCGAACGAAGAUAGUUUUAUACGAAGUCCGCCCAGUCUUAUAUACUACACCGCAUCCACACCCAACAGCGCCAACAUGACACAGUCUAUUUCGGAUCAGCAUCUAAUCAACAAAUCAAAUUUUUCCACGGCACAAAGCACCGUUACAAGCGCGGUUACUGAAGUUUUGCAGAUUUCAAACUCAUCGUCCGAAGAGUGGGCACAUUUCUACGAUCUCAUGUUGUCCUGGCAAGGCAUUUGUUUGAUCACAAUAUUUUGUGUGCUUAUCGUGAUCACAGUGCUGGGCAAUACAUUGGUAAUCAUGGCGAUUAUAACCACACGACGGCUGCGCACCGUCACAAACUGUUUUGUUAUGAGUUUAGCAGUGGCGGAUCUACUGGUGGGCAUUUUCGUUAUGCCACCUGCUGUAGCCGUACAUUUAGUGGGCUCCUGGCGUCUCGGCUGGAUACUCUGCGACAUUUGGAUCUCUCUUGACAUACUGCUCUGUACCGCGUCCAUACUCAGCUUGUGCGCCAUCAGCGUGGACAGAUACCUGGCAGUGACGAAACCGCUUAAGUACUCGCGUAAGCGCCGUUCGAAACGCCUGGCGCUGUUAAUGAUACUCAUAGUUUGGGUGUUGGCAUUGGCGAUAACUUGUCCGCCCAUGCUUGGUUGGUAUGAGCCGGGUCGACGUGACCGAAAUGAGUGCCGUUACAAUCAAAAUAAAGGAUACGUCAUCUAUUCGGCCAGUGGGUCCUUUUUUCUGCCAAUGAUUGUGAUGAUUUACGUUUAUGCGCGUAUUUCCUGCGUCAUCGCCUCGAGGCAUGACAAAAUGACCCACACCAGUGUGCACUGCAAGCGCUUCCGACGCUAUACUACCGUUGAUACCGACAAUUAUGGCGAACAGGAUUUCUUCGAGUUGACACGCGAGAAGACCUCGGGUGAACGCAGAUUUUCCAAUCAAACUAUCAUUAACGAGCUUUCUGAAGUCAUGGCGGCCGAUGUGGAGAAAGCCCGACCACUACUUAGCUUACCGGCGACACAUAACGGUAAGGGCAAUAACUACGGGCUAACACGACCGGUGUCAUGGAAAACGCAACCAGCUGCAGUGUAUCAGUACGCGUCCAAUGGCAAACGGCAGCAGUACGCCCAGUCGUGCCCGCCCGGUUCGAUAGCACGCAUGCAGCAGCCACGCGGAUCCCAACCGCAACAGCAACAGCUGAGGUCCUUGGCCAACUGUAUCAUUUCACUGCGUAAAGAGCAUAAGACCACGCAAACGCUGAGCAUUGUGGUCGGCGGCUUUAUUGCCUGUUGGCUGCCAUUCUUCAUUUACUAUCUGCUUACACCGUUUCUAGAGCCGAGCCAGGUCAGUCGGGCGCUCACGCAUGUGCUCACCUGGCUGGGGUGGCUAAACAGUGCCAUAAAUCCCUUCAUUUAUGCAUUCUACAGCAUCGACUUUCGCGUGGCCUUCUGGCGACUCAUCUGCCGACGCUGCUGCAGCAAUAUGAUGCGACCGCAAACGCCCACCACAACGACAUCGAUGCGACUGUAAGCGCAGCGCUCAGCAGAAAUUCCAGCAUAUGGGCGCACAAUCGAAGGUCAAUGGGUCCCACCUGUUUUACAUUGUUCUGCACAUCCGCGUAGGUUUAUUUGAGUGGAAAACAUAUGUACCAGCAUAUAUGUAUAUAUAGAAUUAUAAGCUACAAAAAAAUUGACUCGUUAUGCAUCGGAUUAUGUGUAUGUAUGUGUAAUGAGUGUUCUAUGUUCCGUAUAUAUGUUUGUGGUUCUAAUAUUUUAAAGCUAUCAGUAAAGCAUUGUGCUCAACAUCCGUAUGAAGACGCAUUCAAUAUGGCUGACUCGAUGUUGGGGUGUUAUAUAAUCGCUUUUAAAUAGCUUAAAUACCCCUAUGCUUGUAUAUAAACACGUCACUGUAAAUAUGACGUAUCCAAAGUGGUAGUGGUAAAUAUGUUUAAUUUUCUCUGAGAAU